CUGAAGGGGGCGGGCAUUGCCACCUGCUCCGCUCCUAAUACCAGCUGGGUUAAAGCAGGGGGCGGGCAUUGCCACCUGCUCCGCUCCUAAUAUCAGCUGGGUUAAGGCGGGCGGUGGGCAUUUGCCAUCUGCUCCGCACCUAAUACCAGCCAGGUUAAGGCGUGGGGAGAACAUUGCCGCCUACUCCGCUCCUGUUCCCUGCCUGGGCUUCCCACCAUGGCAUGUUUUCUGGAGUGAUCUGGUGAGUUACCUGAGCUUUCCUCUGCAGCAGCGCCCUCUGGUGGUGCACCAGGGUAUAAAAUGAGUUGUCUGAAACAUGCUUACUCAAUUAUAUAGUAAAGAUAUGAUACAGAUAUCAAGACACAGAUCCAUGUAUAAUACAGUCGAUUUUUGAUGAUGAUGCAGGGGGAGUCAGUUCUGUAGGAUAUAAGAGUGUACAUAACAAAAAACCCAAACCAAAAUUCAUACAGAAAUUGUUGGUUCAGUUUGGCUUCCAGAACGGUGGAACAAAUUUGGGAAAUGAGUCUGUCACGACUCCCCUCCUGCCCAGCAUCAUCAACAGCAAGUCCGCCUGCUUCAUCAUCCAACCAGUUCGAUCUGAAGGGGAGAAACUGGGCCCUCGGUGUUAACUCCAUUGGCAGGAAGGGGAUGCGCCUGGCACACCUGAAUGCCUUUUUUCUUCAGUGCAUCCUGGACAAUGGCAUUGGUGUUAAGUGGCUUGCGGGGAUCAAAUCACAAAAGGGUUGCUUCGUGCAGGGGAGGGAGCAGCUAAGGGCACAGUGCCGUUGGCACCGGCGUCACCACCCCUUUCUGUGGGUUUCUAAGCACACUGCAAGGAAAUUCUGGCAACAUCCAUGCAGGUGCACACAAGGUGUGUUUGGGGAGGGAGGGGGGUCUCCUUCGUUCCCUGCGUUUCCAGCUGUUGCAAAGGCUCAUGUUAUGCAGACUAGAGUGAGGAUUCGUCCGUCAUUGUGGGAAUGAAACUGUAGGGCCUGGGAGAACACGGCAUAACAGCAGGACUCCAAGGGCAAACAACGCUGUAGAUUUGAUGGUCAAGAAGAUGAUAAAAAGAAAUCCACAUCCAACUCAAGUGAUUUCAGUGACCCAGUUUACAAAGAAAUAUCUUUGACAAAUGGCUUUAUCAACAGAAUGAGCAGAGAAGAACUUAGAGUUAAGCUUGCUGAAUUCAAACUGGACACCAGGGGAGUCAAGGAUGUCUUGAAGAAGAGGCUGAAAAACUACUAUAAGAAGGAGAAGCUGAUGCACAAACAGCCUGCUGAUGGAGAAAAUUACUAUGAUUACAUCUGCAUUAUUGACUUUGAAGCAACCUGUGAGGAGAGCAACCAGCCUGAAUAUACACAUGAAAUCAUAGAAUUUCCUAUUGUCUUAUUAAAUACUCGGAACCUAGAAAUAGAGGAUACAUUUCAGCGAUAUGUGAAACCAGAGAUUAAUCCUCAGCUUUCAGAUUUCUGCGUUAAUUUGACAGGAAUCUCUCAGGACCUUGUCGACAAAGCAGAUGAAUUUCCUUUGGUUCUCCAACAAGCCAUUGAUUGGAUGAAACAGAAGGAACUGGGAAGCAGAUACAGCUAUUCAAUAUUGACUGAUGGGUCUUGGGAUAUGAGUAAAUUUUUGAAUAUCCAGUGUCGUGUUAGCCGUCUGAGAUAUCCUCCUUUUGCGAAGAAGUGGAUCAAUAUUCGGAAAUCCUAUGGUAACUUCUACAAGGUUCCCCGAAGCCAGACUAAACUGUCAGUCAUGCUUGAAAAGCUGGGGAUGGGCUAUGAUGGGCGGCCUCACAGUGGGCUUGACGAUUCAAAGAACAUCGCUCGGAUAGCUGUGCGGAUGCUCCGCGACGGGUGCGAGCUGAAAGUGAAUGAGCGGCUGCAUGGGGGGCUCCUGCUGGCGGUCUCCUCCUCUGCCCCACUAGAGGGAGCUCCUGCCCCACAGAUGCCCAGGCCCAGAUAAUUUGGACCCCUUGAGUUCUCUCGUGUUUCGGAUUCUACCUGAGACCAUCUGGAGCUUCGGAAGGCCGUUGCAGGGGACUCCGGGGCUUGUUCUCCAGCUUAACAACUCACUGGCAUUGACAUUUUCACAGCACCAUUGAUAUAAUUGAUAAGGUUUGUGAGUUUUAUGUCCUUUGGUUUAUAAACUCUAGAGGUAGCUUGCGAGAACAUAAAGCGCCAAGUUUGGUCAGCAGGUAUAUCAGUGAAAUAAGUAGAGCUCUUUCCUGUGCCUAGUCAGUAAGAAAUAGAUCAGUAUUGAUUUGCAUGGCGUUAGGCAUCUUAACUCCCUGUCCCAAAAAAGGUAUUGCAUACAGGAACCACUAGAUGUCUUUCUGCACCAGUCAGUGUCUUUGGACUGGAUCCAGCUGGGAGGGAGGCACUUUGAAGUCCCCGUUGAUUUCAACAGGGGAGUCAAGUAUGCGAUCGAAUCCCCCCCCCCCCCCGCCCCGUGGAAAGUGCAAGGGACUUCCCUUUGGCUGGAUCAGUCUCGUUCUUUGUCACCACUUUAUGUAUAGAGAGAGCUGCUUUUGGGGUUUCUUCCUUCCGCUUAUUUUAACUUGUAAUGGGAGAGGAAUAUUUCCGUAAUAUUUUAAUAGAUGUGGCUUGGGUUUUUAUACGGCUGUUCUAUAAAUUGAUUCCGGUGACCAAAGACAAACUUGUUACUUCCAUGCAUAUAAAUAAUUAUGCCAAACAGUC
Eublepharis macularius is the source of this 2696-nucleotide messenger RNA. RefSeq names its product exoribonuclease 1 (gene ERI1). NCBI's taxonomy places the organism in Eukaryota, Metazoa, Chordata, Lepidosauria, Squamata, Eublepharidae. Bases 1150 to 1962 code for a protein of 270 amino acids. Gene Ontology annotation, cellular component: cytoplasm; nucleolus. Gene Ontology annotation, biological process: exonucleolytic trimming to generate mature 3'-end of 5.8S rRNA from tricistronic rRNA transcript (SSU-rRNA, 5.8S rRNA, LSU-rRNA). Gene Ontology annotation, molecular function: 3'-5'-RNA exonuclease activity; nucleic acid binding. The record is from RefSeq and is a predicted model, not a curated record. The transcript is spliced from 7 exons.